Leguminivora glycinivorella is the source of this 5033-nucleotide messenger RNA. RefSeq names its product probable phospholipid-transporting ATPase IM (gene ATP8B). Gene Ontology annotation, molecular function: ATPase-coupled intramembrane lipid carrier activity; ATP hydrolysis activity; ATP binding. Gene Ontology annotation, biological process: Golgi organization; phospholipid translocation. Lineage: Eukaryota; Metazoa; Arthropoda; Insecta; Lepidoptera; Tortricidae. The record is from RefSeq and is a predicted model, not a curated record. Gene Ontology annotation, cellular component: plasma membrane.
GUCUCGGGCCUGCGGCUCGGCGGAGCGCGCGUGCGGUGCUGCUAGUGCUCGGUGUGGUCGGCGGACGCACCGGGACCGGGGUGGCCGGGCUCGGCGGGCGGCAUGGGGCGGCGGUAGCGGCGCGGAUGUGCGCGCGCUCGGAGGCGGUGGAGCUGGAGGUGCUGGGCGCGGAGGGCGAGCCGCGCCCGCCGCGCCCGCUGCGCCUCUCCCUGCUCGAGCUGUUGGGCAAGCUGGUGCGACGCGAGCCCGCGCCGCCGCACCGCCGCAACCGGCACAACCAUCGCUUCCGCACUUUCGUCUCCUGCGAGAAUGAACGGAGAAUCAAAGCUAACAAUAGGGAAUACAAUGCCCAGUUCCGUUACGCUAAUAACUACAUCAAAACAUCGAAGUAUUCGAUCAUAACGUUCCUGCCGCUGAAUUUGCUGGAGCAGUUUCAGCGGCUAGCCAACUUCUACUUCCUGUGCCUGCUGGUGCUGCAGCUGAUCCCCGCGAUCUCCUCGCUGACGCCCAUCACCACCGCCAUCCCGCUCAUCGGCGUGUUGGCGCUCACCGCCGUUAAGGACGCCUACGACGACUUCCAACGUCACCAAAACGACUCCCAAGUGAACCACCGGCGCGCGAAGACGCUCCGCAAUGGGAAGCUCGUGGAGGAGAAGUGGGCGUCGGUCCAGGUGGGGGACGUCAUCCGGCUCGAGAAUGACCAGUUCGUGGCCGCCGACAUCCUGCUGCUCAGCAGCUCGGAGCCCAAUGGGCUCUGCUACAUUGAGACUGCUGAGUUGGAUGGGGAGACGAAUUUAAAAUGUCGUCAGUGCCUUCUGGAGACGGCCGCGAUGGGCCAGGACGACGCACAACUGGGCGCCUUCGACGGCGAGAUCGUCUGCGAGACACCCAACAAUCUACUUAAUAAGUUUGAAGGCACGCUGACGUGGCGCGAGCGGGUGUUCUCGCUGGACAACGACAAGAUCCUGCUGCGCGGCUGCGUGCUGCGCAACACCUCGUGGUGCUACGGCGUGGUGGUGUUCGCCGGCAAGGACACCAAGCUCAUGCAGAACUCCGGCAAGACCAAGUUCAAGCGCACCAGCAUAGAUAGGCUACUUAAUUUUCUUAUUAUAGGGAUAGUGUUCUUCCUGCUGUCGAUGUGCGUGUUCUGCACGGUGGCGUGCGGCGUGUGGGAGUGGCUGGUGGGGCGGCACUUCCAGGCGUACCUGCCCUGGGACUCGCUGGUGCCCGCGGAGCCGGCCUCCGGCACCGUCGUCAUCGCGUUCCUCGUCUUCUUCUCUUACGCCAUCGUGAUGAACACUGUUGUGCCUAUAUCGCUAUACGUUUCCGUCGAAGUAAUAAGAUUCGCGCAGAGUUUCCUCAUCAACUGGGACGAGAAGAUGUAUUACGAAAAGACCGGGACGGCCGCCAAGGCGCGGACGACCACGCUUAACGAGGAACUCGGUCAAAUCCAAUACAUAUUCUCGGACAAAACGGGCACGUUGACGCAGAACAUAAUGACGUUCAACAAGUGCUCGAUCGCGGGCGUCUGCUACGGCGACGUAGUAGACGAGCACACGGGCGAGGCCAUCGAGCUCAACGAGAGCACGCGGCCGCUAGACUUCUCGUUCAACCCCGAGCACGAGCCGGAGUUCAAGUUCUUCGACGAGUCUUUGCUGCUGGCCGUGCAGCGCGGCGACCAGCACGUGCACGACUUCUUCCGGCUGCUGGCGCUGUGCCACACCGUCAUGCCGGACCAGAAGAACGGCCGGCUCGAGUAUCAGGCACAAUCGCCAGACGAAUCGGCGCUAGUGUCAGCCGCUAGGAAUUUCGGUUUCGUGUUCAGAGAACGCGCGCCUAAUAGUAUUACUAUAGAAGUUAUGGGUAAGACAGAGGUGUAUGAAUUGUUGUGUAUAUUAGAUUUUAAUAAUGUUAGGAAAAGAAUGUCCGUGAUAUUGAGGAAGGAUGGUGAAAUUAGGUUAUAUACAAAAGGUGCUGAUAACGUAAUAUAUGAAAGGUUAAAAGGAAACCAAGACGGAGUGAAGUCGAGAACGCAGGAGCAUUUAAAUAAAUUCGCGGGCGAGGGCCUACGGACAUUAGCGUUAGCAUGGCGGCCGCUAGACGAGCGGGGCUUCGCGGAGUGGAAGCGGCGGCACCACACGGCCGCUCUGGCCUUACACGACCGGGACGAGCAGCUCGACGCCAUCUACGAGGAGAUCGAGACCGACCUGUUACUGCUAGGUGUUACAGCAAUUGAAGACAAAUUACAAGACGGAGUACCUGAAACGAUAGCAAAUCUAAGUAUGGCGGGCAUCAAAAUAUGGGUGCUCACUGGAGACAAACAAGAAACGGCGAUAAACAUCGGUUACUCGUGCCAGUUACUCACAGACGACAUGGCGGAGGUGUUCGUGAUCGACGGCGUGGCGCACGACGACGUGGAGCGACAGCUCGCCAAGUGCCGCGACUCCAUACGCGUCGUCAACACCUUCCUGCCGCCCGGCACGAGCGGCGGCGGCACCCCGGGCGACGCCGGGCGCGCGGGCGCGCUGAACGGCGGCGCGUCGCCCGGGCGCGCCGCCGGCGUCAAGCUCAACGCGCCCGCCGUCUCCGUCGUCACAUUUAGCAACGAAUACGCGGCCGGCGGCGGCCCCGCGUCAGCAGACUCGCACGAGCACGGCAACGACGACACCAACGGGUUCGCCAUCGUCAUCAGGCACUCGCUGGUGCACUGUCUACACCCGAAGCUCGAGGAGAAGUUUCUGGAGGUGGUGCUGCACUGUCGCUCGGUGAUCUGCUGCCGCGUGACGCCGCUGCAGAAGGCCAUGGUUGUGGAGCUCAUCAAGAAGGCGCGACGAGCCGUCACGCUGGCUAUCGGCGACGGCGCCAACGAUGUCUCCAUGAUCAAAGCGGCGCACAUCGGCGUCGGCAUCUCUGGCCAGGAAGGCAUGCAAGCCGUGCUAGCGGCCGACUACUCCAUCGCGCAGUUCCGCUUCCUGCAGCGGUUACUACUAGUCCACGGCCGCUGGUCCUACUUCCGCAUGUGCAAGUUCCUGCGCUACUUCUUCUACAAGAACUUCGCCUUCACCGUGUGCCACUUCUGGUUCGCGUUCUUCUGCGGGUUCAGUGCGCAGACGGUGUUCGACGAGAUGUUCAUCUCCGUAUACAACCUGUUCUACACGUCGCUGCCGGUGCUGGCGCUGGGCGUGUUCGAGCAGGACGUGUCGGACGCGACGUCGCUGCAGUUCCCCAAGCUGUACGUGCCAGGGCACACGUCGCAGCUGUUCAACAAGACCGAGUUCAUCAAGUCCACGCUGCACGGCUGCUUCACCUCGCUCGUGCUGUUCCUCAUCCCCUACGGUACUUACAAGGAUGGAUUGGCGCCUGACGGCAAGAUCCUAUCCGACCAUAUGUUAUUAGGAAGCGUCGUAGCGACGAUACUGAUCAUCGACAACACGACACAGAUCGCCCUGGACACGACGUACUGGACGGUGUGCAACCACGUGACGAUCUGGGGCUCGCUGGUGUCCUACUUCGUGCUCGACUACUUCUACAACUACGCCAUCGGCGGGCCCUACGUCGGCUCGCUCACAGUGGCCCUCACGCAGGCCACGUUCUGGUUCACGGCUGUGCUUACUAUGAUAAUCCUGAUGGUGCCGGUGGUGUCGUGGCGGCUGGCGUGGUCGGUGACGCGGCCCACGCUGGCGGAGCGGCUGCGCGCGCGCCAGCGCUGGCGCGAGGCCGCGCCCGCGCCGCGCACGCCCUCCGCGCGCCGCGUGCGCCGCUCCAUGCGCUCCGGGUACGCGUUCGCGCACCAGGAGGGCUUCGGGCGCCUCAUCACGUCGGGCAAGAUCAUGCGGCGCAUCCCGCACGCGGACGCGGCGCUGCACGCGCUGGCGGCGCUGCCCGGCAAGUUCAGCGCGCGCCCCGCCACGCCGCCGCCGGAGCCGGCGAGUGCGUCGUCCGCUACACCCGCCACACCCGCCACGCCCGCUACACCCACCACGCCCGCCACGCCGCCCAGCCCGCGCGCGCCCAAGCAGGACCUGGACUCCGUGGACUUAUGAGCACCCGCACACCCCCGCGGGACUGUAGUUCGCUAGUGCGCGCGCCGAGGGCCCGGGCCCCGACCCGCGGUGUCGACUCCGCUUUGUACAUACGAGAGGGUCACGACCGGACCGUAAUUUUUUAAAUAGACGGCAUAAUGUCGUCGCGACUCAUAUUGUGAUAACGUUGCUAGAGUUAAAAUUCGUAUUAUAUUAUUACCUAUAUUAAAUUAUAUUUGUUGAUCGAGAGUAUAUAUUGAUAGAUAUUUAUUAUGGUACGUGCUAAGAUUACUCUUUUAUAUCGGAAAGCGUAGCGUUUCGUGAUAUUUGUUUCCGUGUUAGACGACCUAGUUCCGUUCCGCGGCCUCCCGAUCGUUUCUUUAGUUCCGGUUCCGGGGACCGCUCGCGUAUUAGAGCGACUUUAGCUGUAGCCUCACGAUACUUUCUAUAAUCUCGAUGACGAUUCCUCGAAUCGGCUUAUUAUUAUUUAUUUUUGAAUUUGUUAUUUCCUACUGAUUUCAUUGAACUUUGUUACAUGUUUUGUCUGUUGAUUUCACUUAAGAGCUUAAUGUUUUCAAAUGAUAUUUAAUUGUCGUCUAUGUGUCCGAAAACUUAGUAAAAUGUGCAUUUAAACCGAACUGUCCGAUUCCGCAAGCAGUGAAAACGCCACAUUCGUUUAAAAUUUAAGACGUCAAUUUGUUAUUGUUGUGCCAACAACAUCGUAGCCUAAGUAUAAUUAAUUAUUCGCAGUUUGAUCGAUAUUGAAAAAGUACCAAUCGAAGUAGGUAUUUAUAAGCUGUACAGUUGUAAAGCUGAACGUCCUAUAGUAGUAACCGAUCCGUGUAAAUUAUUAUCGACGCCGAAAUUGAAACUAUUGUUGCCGAAAUACGUGCGAGAGCGAGCCACAUGCCUUAAUAUCAUAUAAAAUUGGAUGUUGCAUUUUAACUGCAUGCGAAUUGAAACUGAAUUUGCUUUGGAAUCGAUUUUUUAAUAAAAAAAAUAUAAUUCUUA